AUGAAGACGCCCUUGAUAUUUCUACUUCACCUUGGUCUUCUCCAGACAUGUCUGGGCAAGAAGUGCUACUACCCAGGGGGCGAAGAGGCGCCGGGCGACUUGCCCUGUGACACGGAAGCUGAGCAUAGUCCGUGUUGUGCCGGUGGGAAAAUCGCCGGGGCCUGCCUUGCGAACAAACUCUGCUUGGCCAAGGGGAAUCCAGACUGGUACGCUCGGGGAUCGUGUACCGACCCGACAUUUGAGGCCCCGGAGUGCCCCAAGUUCUGCUUAAGCCACGAGGGCCGAGGGUGGAAUCUGGAUUAUUGCUUUAGUCAGACCGGUUCUGAGACAGCUUUUUGCUGCGAGGGUGACGCCAACUGUUGUGCAGCAGGCCGCUUGGAGAUCCAACCGGCGCCUACACACGUGUGGGCUUUAUGGAACGGUGCAGUGUCGCGGUACGACGUCGUAACUCCGCUCGGGACAGCAAAAGAGACAUCCGCUCCGACGAGCUCAGCCACAAGUUCGGGUACGACCUCGGACGCAGUAGAACACUCGUCCACAGAAACCACCUCGGCAUCAACCACUGGAACCGCAGCAGGAGGAGACCGGUCAGACGCCACGGGCUCCGCAAACUCGAACUCAAACGCAAACUCGAACGAAUCCACUGGACUAUCCACUGGGGCUCAGGCAGGCAUUGGGGUUGGUGCGGCUGCUGGUGCUCUCCUCUUGGCGGCCGUGGCAUUCUUGUGGUGGAGGAUGAACAGGAUGCAGAAGGCCAUGCUGGUGGCCCAGCAACAGGCGGCCGCCGCAUACCCGCCACCGGAGACGCCUGCGUACUAUUCCCGGACCCCGGCUGAGAAGCACGAGCUCAUGGCGGAGAGGCCUACCCACGAAUUGGCAGGUCAGCACUAUUAUGUCCAGGGGGAUACUAGGAGUGCCGAGCUGAGCAGUCAGCCGGCCUACACUCCGGUUGAGUCCCCAGCAGCCGGCCGUAACUACGGUCCAUGA
Chaetomium globosum CBS 148.51 is the source of this 987-nucleotide messenger RNA. RefSeq lists its product as uncharacterized. Bases 1 to 987 code for a protein of 328 amino acids. The record is from RefSeq and is a predicted model, not a curated record. NCBI's taxonomy places the organism in Eukaryota, Fungi, Ascomycota, Sordariomycetes, Sordariales, Chaetomiaceae. The transcript is spliced from 2 exons.